Molecule: messenger RNA, 8414 nt
Organism: Thecamonas trahens ATCC 50062
Lineage: Eukaryota; Apusomonadida; Apusomonadidae
Product: serine/threonine protein kinase
Exons: 1
Coding region: 278-8398 (2706 amino acids)
Biological process (GO): protein phosphorylation
Molecular function (GO): protein kinase activity; ATP binding
Source: RefSeq, a predicted model, not a curated record
CCCAAACACCUCACCCGCUUCACCUCGCUCUGGUCAUGCCCUCCGGCACGGCCUCAGCCUCUAGCGGGCGCUCCUCCACCGAUGACCAUACCGGAUUCACACGGUCGUCGUCCGCAACCACACCAGAUGACCCUACCAUUACUCAUCCUUACUUGCAGAAUACGGCCUAUGACGGCCACCCCGGACCGCCCCACACCCAGCCCACAGCACCGUCAUCGACGACGACUAUGCAUGUUCGUCGCGGACUCAGGUGGCGUAUGGCCUCGAUCUAGCCUCAAUGUCGACACCAAAGUCUGUGUCGGCGACACACUCCCGCGUCUCACACUCGGCGUCCUGGUCGCGGCACACUGUUGCGUACCGACCGAGCCAAGCCGGGCUCCAUGAAGCGGACCACGCUCUGGAGUCGCCCCACCUUGCCACGCCGACCAUCCCUUUCUCGACACAGGUCCUCUCCCUCGGCCGCGAGCCGUUUCUUAUGUCUGAGUUUGAUGAAAUCGAGGUUGUGGCCCGUGGCGGCUUUGGUGUUGUCUCCAAAGCCCGCCGCCGCGACGAGGUCUUUGCUAUCAAGUCGAUUCGCAUCGAGUCGGGCGCAGGCAGCUCGGCCUACGAUGACCUGCUCAACGAGCUCCGCGUCCUUGUUGCUGUCCAGCACCCGUACGUUCUCCGCAUCUUUGGUAUCUGCAUUCACGAUGACGAUGUCGGCAAGGCCAACCCGUCGUCGUUUGGCAUCGUCUCCGAGUACGCCUUUGGCGGCACGCUCUCGCGAUACAUACGCCACCCAGACGAGUACCUUCAGAACAGGACGCCGAUAAGGCUCGCACUUCUCGAGGCUCGAUGGCUUUUUCAGCUCGCCUGCGGCCUCGCUGAGAUCCACCGCGCGGCACUCGUUCAUCUUGACCUCAAGCCCGACAACGUGUUCCUCUCGUCCAAGGACGGCGAGUUUGGCGCUCAAGUCCGCAUCGGUGACCUUGGCUCGGCAACCCAGGACGCGUCGCGCUCGGCUCUGGAUGCCGGCCCGUGCGACGGCCUUGUCAACAUUACCAUGUCCUACUGCGCGCCCGAAGUCAUCGAGGACCCUAACAAUGUCUCGACCGCUGCGGACGUCUUCUCCUUUGGCAUCAUCGCCUACGAGCUCCUCACCAAGCGCCACGCCUUCUCGCACUCGUCCCGAAUCAAGAACUACUACAGGCUUCCAAACUGGGCCCCACUCAACGCGCUUGUCCGCGAUGUACCUAGCCUUGCUAGCAUCGUCUCGCUCGUCAAGGCUUGCUGCCUCCCCGAGCCGCACAACAGGCCCGAGACCGCACAAAUCGCGCUUGAUCUCUCCGCCGCAUACACCGCGCUUAUGGAUGCGUCGCUUGACAUGGCAGAAGACUUGUCUUCGGCGGGCACACCUGCUGCUUCACCAUCACCGCCGCUCGACCACUCUGAGGCCCAGCACUUUUGGUCGACCAUGAUCGCUCCGCUAGUGGCGCUCGACGCCGAUCGCGCUGCCCUCCCGAUCUCUUCGUUUGUCACCAUCCUCAACACAUUCGCUGCCGCCACCAACGCCGUUUGGGAGGGCACAGUCUCGGCGCGCCAGCUCCGUGCACUCUUUGGCACUGCUGUGACCAAGGCCAAGUUCAAUGAGCUUACCCGUGGAAACGGUCUUCUCGCCCUAUUUACCACCGUCGCUUUGACGUCGUCAUCAUCGUCGUCGUCAUCGUCGUCAAACGGACCAGGCGGCACCGACGCCGCACCCGGACCGAGUGGCCAACACAGCAAGGCCGAGACUUGCAGUGCCGUCACAGACUCGUCGAGCUCGUCGGACUCGACAACUCCCCUGACACUGUGGAUGGGCGAAGACUUUUCACUACAGGGCCUGCUCGGCGCUCGCGCCGCCGCCGGCUCGAUCGACAUAGUCUCGAUUGUCGACUCGCUCGCCGUUUCGCUCCGCGCUAUGGUCGCUAUUCUUCCCUUCUCGUCGUCGUCCAAGGCCCCACCGCUUGCCUACGCCUACAACCCCGAGGAUAGCUCGGCCCCGCCGCCACUCGCUCUUCACCUCUACAUCAUUGCCGAGUCGCUGCGCAGCAUCCCGCGCAGCAUUGUGUACUCGGCCAUCCCGGGUCUCACCAAGGCAUUUGCCCACACCGCACCGUCGACCUCGCUCGCCCAGGUCUUCCACCCUCUCAUCGAUGGCAAUGCCACUAUUCCGCCGACUCCCGAUGAGCUCGCCUCGCUGAUCUCUUCCCUCGCAGAUGUUCUCUCGGCCGAAGUCGCCCGCGGCAACGCCAACUCUGCCCUUGCCAUUCUCGCCUUUGUUGACAAGCUCGCUGCUAAGCUCGCCACCACCGGCCACGCUUCAGCCAAGGCGCUGCUCACUCGGCUAGACAACAUCGGCACCGCCGCUCGCCUCGUCGCCACACGCCAGCUUGAGCGGAUGCAAGCCGUCCGCAGCGCCGAUGCCAAGGCCCUCACCGGCACCGCGUUCCAAGCGCGGACCCUCGCGCUCGCUGCCCAAGACGCACGCUCUGUAUCGUCAGCCUCGGCUCUGCAAAUGGCUCUCGGCGAGGCACGUGCCUACCUUCGCUCACAGCCGCAGACCUGGGACUACUACUCGAUGGUCCGCUUCCAUCUCUCAUCAGCCUUCAGCGCCGCACAUGAGCUUAUCGAGUCGGGCAUGAUGGACGGGUCUAUCGUUGCACACUCUGCUCGCGCCAAGCCGACCAAACCGAGUACAAGCGGCGGUUCGGACACCGGCCCUGACUCCGAGUCUGGGUCAGACGCCGGAUCAAGCAGCCUGGGACUGACAGUUGGCGUUGACGCGCACUCUCUUGCCUCGUUGCGCGGCUCUGGCAGCAGGCUGCUGCCCACGCUUGUCUCGCCGUCACCACCUGCAUCGGCAUCGAGCGGCCAUCCUCCUCCUCACCAGCAUGGCAUGUCAUCGGGGCCCAUUUCGACAUCUUGCGAUACUACCAGCGCGAGCACGCUCGAGUUCUCGACAUCAUCGUCGUCCUCCGGCGUCGGAUUUCUCACCUCGGCCGUUGUUGGCCGAGCUAUGAAAGCCGCUGGCCCACUCACCUCGUCGCUUUCCUUCUUUGACUAUGUCAACAAGCUCCCAUCCAAGGCGGCACAGCAGGUGUGUUUUGCGCGCCUUGCCGCUGUCUCACCGAACCGCGCCGCCUUUAACGUUGUCGCGGAAGACGUGGCACGGAUACUGGCGCUCCGACAGGCCAAGGACCUUGUCAAGCUUGGCUCGACCACCGUGUCCUCGGGCAUUGUCUCGCGGUUUAAGACCUCAAUGGAGGAUGGUGGAACCAAAGUUGUCGAGUCGCCAGCGCGCAGGCUCGCCGCUCGCCACGCGUCGGCGAUGCUCCAGGCUGUGAUGGCUGGCGAGGUCGAGGCGGCCAAGUUUGGCGCGCCGACGCCUGACCCAGCUGUCAGUGGGUUUUGCGCGGCUGCUCCGUCUGCACCGGACGGCUCCCCACCGUUUACUGCCAGCCUCUCCCCGCGCGACCUUGCCGCCGUCAUUGUCAACUCAUCGUCGUCAGCCUCGUCGUCGGCGGCAUCUACCAACUCGGCCACAUCGGCGUCGCUUCUGGUCUGCCCCGCGGUCACCGGCCUUGCCAUCCUGCCGUCGCUCGAAUCGCUCUAUGCUGAGUCGGCAGUUGUGGCGCAGUCGCAGGCGGUCCAGUCACCAUACCAGCUGGCGGCGCUCGAGGUCUCGCUUCUCGAUGCCCUGGUACCGCGCGCGCUGAGUCACGCCUCCACGCUGCUUCCGCUCAAGCGCGCACUAGCCUCGUUCUCACGGGCGACUGCCGCCGACAACCCGUCGUUGAUCACGCGGGCGGCCGCGGCGGCCAUGGACUCGCUCUCUGCCGCAGACACAUUGCUUGCUGGACAAGUCCCGACCCGUGCUGGGGCCAUCUACGGCGCAGUCUACCAGCUGCUCGCACGCUCGCAAGUUGCGGACAACUUUUCGCUCUUGAGCAAGCUACAAGCAGCGGCGCUCCUCCGAUUUGACGUUGUCUGCCGCAUCUGCACCUCGCAGGCCUGGGUCCGCGGCGAGUUUAUGGCGCCGGCGCCACCGGGCACACUCACCGCGUCCGCGCUGCAAAAGCGACUGGCUGCCAUGCGGAGCGUCGCACUUGAGAACGUACUUGCUUCAGCGGAGCUGGGGCCGAUGGUGCCGACCGCGCCGCGCGAGCUGCGGGGCUUCCGGCUCCCGAAGCUGUUGAGCGCACUCGAAACGCUAGCUGCCGCGCAGCGCUCGCUUUUUUCCACCAUUGUCGUCUCGGCGCUGCACGUGCUCGGCGCGCCGCCGGUCGACUUUGCCUUUGUUGCCCUCGGCGCGUCUGCUGACUGCAUUCCGUCACUCUCCCCGACUCUCGAGUUCGCCUGUCUUGUCGACGACGACGCCGAGUAUGCGCGCGAGUUCUUUGUGGCGCUUGUGGCGUACAUCCGGCUCAAGAUGGUCCAGCUCGGCGAGACGCUAGCCCGUGAGUCGUCGGGCGACGGCCGCGGCGGCCUCACGGUUCCUGGCUCCAAGUCCGGCAUGGCGUCAGGCUUUGCGCUCUCAUCGUCGGGCGCAUCUCCGUUUGCAGGCGGCGUUCCAGACGCGUGGUACGGUACGCCCGAGGAGCUCAUUGCCCGGCUCCUGGAGGACGGAACUAGAACGAGUCCAGAAACGCUCUCCCGCGUUGUUUCGGCGAGCCACAUGUUUGCCAGCUCGCGCAAGGCGACGGCUUCGCUCCUCGCGCGCUACUACCGGGCGUUGCGAAAGGAGCUCUCGGCGCCGGUGGCGGACAUUCACACAGGCGUCGACGUGCAGGUGUCAAACCCACCGCUGGCGUUUGUCCUCGGCUCGCAGCUCUUUGCCGCUGUCAUCCGCGACGACAGGUACGCGCCGGCGUCGCCGUUUGAGCGCCACUUUGGUGUGACGGCGAGCAUGACCCAGGUUCCGUACCUAGCCAUGCUUGCGAUGACGACCAUUGUGUGCGAGCUCGGCCCGCGGAGCUUUGCAGAGAGGGUUGAUCGGCUUGUCGAUGUCUGCGCUGUGUCGGCGCGGCUGGGUAACGCCGCCAAGUCGCUGGUCUACACCGGCGUUGGCCUGCGCAUCCUGCUUCAGGCGUACAACGAGUCGGAGGAGGACAGCCUUGGUCCUGACGUGCUCACCUCGCGCGGCAUCAUUCUCCCAGACGUGCACAUUAGCUGCGUCGACAUGCUUCCGCUCCUGAUCAAGGCGCACAAGACGCUGGCCGUGCCGAUGUACGAGUCGCUCAAGUUGGCGCUGCCACGAAUGGUGAGCCUCGCUGGCUCAGUGGCGCUCACCGGGGUUGGCCUUGUGGCGGCGACGCCGGUCAAGUGGGCGAUGGACUCCUUCGCAGCCGUUGCGGUAGCGGCUGAUGCGGCCGUCAUCCGGCGCAAACUGAGCACGCUGGACAAUGCCUCGCUCCAGCGACUUGUCUCCAAGUCUGCGGCCGGCCAGACGCUUGCGGCCUGGCUUGCGUUGCCGACGCCUGGUCAGCUCGAGUGGGACCAGGCGAACAGUGCCGGGAUCGAGCUGAGAGAGGUGCGGCAAGCACUCCGGGCGCUUGUUCGGGCCUCGGGCCGCGAGCACGGCGAGAUCAGUCUCGCCAGUCACCGGCUUCUCACUUCGCUCUCGGGCUAUCUCGCGCAUCCGACGAGUGACGUGCUGGGCGCACCGAAGGUGUUUUAUUCGCCGCUCGGCGGUCCAUUGGUAGUGCCUGCUGCUGCGGCGCCCCACUUUGGACGGCCGGCCACGCUGCAGCAACUGAGUGACGUCCAGUUUUCGCGACGGGCUCUGCUGUACCUGCUCUCCGGCUCGCUACUGGGCGGGACCGCCGUCGAUGUAUUACUUGCGUGCGGGCAAUCCGGCGGCGAUGUCGGUGAUCUCUCCUUCCGUGUGGUCAACGAAGAGUCUGCCGCCGCGGUGCUGGAGAGCGAGACGGCGCGUGUGGUUAUGGCGUGUCUUCUUGAAUGCACACCGGACGGGCUUGUUUCGGGUGAGUCGCCAUGCCUCUUGCUCGACGGGGUGGUGGACGAAUCUGGGUGGGCGGCUGAGUUCGGCGCACGGCUGACGGCGUCGGCAGACGCCUCCGUGCUUAAGGACUUUGUGCGAUGCGGCGCGUUUGCAACACAGGCCUUGUCUGAGUCAGCAACGCGAGCGGUGCACUACGUGGAGCAGUUUCUAGAGGACUUGGUCGAGACCGCAGCGCAGUUUAAUGCUGCAGUCUACUUUCGGGAGCAGCUGGCGUGUGCCGAGCUCGAGGCUCAGGUCGGCGAGGCGCUUUCCAUGUUGAUGAAUCGCGAGGGCAUUAGGCGGCUGGCUGUCACGCUCCUUGCCAUGCACGAGGCGGCGCGGCGGAGCCUUGACGCAGAGAGCCAGAAACAGAGUGGUGGCGAUGGUGUCGCGUCGGCGAGGCGGCUUGGCCUCGGAACGCUGGUAGGCCACUUUAAUGCGGCUGUCACGUCGGCGCUGCCGCCGCUGGCUGGUGUGCCAGUCUCCGCGCGAGGCGUGUCGGAUCCAGGAACAUGGGACGAUGGCCAUUGCGUACCAAUGGAAGCAGUUCACCCGCUCUCUGCGCUUGCAGCCCUGCCAAAAAUGCCAUCGGUGCUGGAGCCUGGCAGCAACGCUGAGGACAUGGCUGAGUCUGUGUUCAGCCUGAUCUCGUCGUACUCUCUCCCUGCCUACCUCGGCCCGCUAACGGUUGCGCUUGUGGGGCUGGACAUGGUGACGGACAAAAUGGUCCAGCGCCUUGUCGGUGCGGCGCACUGCCUUGCAGUGCUUGUGGUCGACGAUUGUCCACUGGUGAGCGACUUGAGUGGCCUUGUGGGUGCAUCGGUUGAUUCGAUGCUGCAGAUCCUCAUCCUGAGUCGGAGCAUGGCCAUCGAGACCUCGUGCGAGGCACCGCCGCUGACUUGGAGCGGCCGGCCGAUGGCCGGGCCGUGUCUGGAGACGAUUGCGACAACGUCGGCUCAAGUAGCGGCGGCGGCAUCAACCGCGCUGGGAUUGUCCUCGUCGUCGGGAGACGAGGAGGCGCGCGGGUCCGGGCGGACACGGCGGCGUCGCAAGCGGAUGCACAAGUCUUCGCGGCGGACAGUCUCACACGAAGCCAGGGAGUGGGGAGAGACGAACCGGGUGCGGGUCGAGGUUGUGCCCCGCGGCGAGUCCGGUGUGGCUUACCUCCAGCGGACGCAAUCGGCUGCAGUGUGCGAGGUGAGGCACGCGACGGUAAGCGUGCGGAAUGUGGUUGACGCGGCGCUGACAAGCGCAGAGUGUUCGAUGCGGUUCUGGUCCGAUUGCAUGGCCGACGGAUAUGUAGCAGCGCGUGUGGAGGAUCUCGCUCAUCUACAAGUGCUCAACGAGACCGAUCCUUGGUCGCGGGUGGUGGCGCGGAUAGCGUCGUCUCGGUUGGUCGGCUCCGCAGACCGACUCACCUUUGAGCCGACGAUGGCGUUUGACGUCGGCGAUGUGGACCGUUACGGUGGCGAGGGCGCGCUGGCCUCGCUGCGAUUCGAGGCACCGCAGCUCUCGGCAAGCGGGCGGUCACAGAGUGCAUGGAAGACACAGACCCGAAAACUGCUCACCAACAUUACCGAGCGGAUCUCGAAUGUGCUCGACACAAUCGAGGAGGUGUACUCGGAGAGCUCAGACUCCGAGGCCGAGGCUGUGGCCAACGCUGGCGAGCUUGCAGAGGAGCUGCGGGUUGUGGGUGAUGCCAUUGAUGUCCGGCGCGACGAGCUUGACGUUGAAGGUGCGGUGACGUUGCGAGCGGCAACGAGUCACAAAGAGCGCAAGCAGCUGCGGCGGCUGGGCAAGGUGACUGAGAGUCUACAGCAGCUGCUCCAGUCGCGGGCGACCAAGGAGGGCGACGGCAUGGGCAUCUCGAGCCAUGCAGCAAGCCGGAUGGCGCAGCUCGACGAGCGAGCGGCGCAGGCGGUGAGCAAGCUCUCGUCAGGCAUCGUGUCGCAACUUCCCACUGGUCUUGACUGGGCAGCGCCGUCGCAGGCGUCAGCGCCGGCGCUCCGGGCUGCCACCCGCGAGCUCCGCGGCCUCGUUGAUGGCGACGGCGGAGCUGAAGACGACUCACAAUUCCAGGCGCUGCAAGUCCAGGCCGCACGUCUCGAGGCGCAUCUGGCGGGCGUGCUCGAGGACGAGACCAAAUGCGCCCUCCGAAUGCAGGAGCUCCAGUGUGCGCUAGAGAGCGUGCAGGAGUUGGUGCAGACUGCUCUCGACCUCGUCCCUCACGACUUUGCGCCGCUGACGACGAUGAGGCGGCAAGUUGUGCGCGUGCUGGCCAUGGUCAAGCGUGGCGACGACAUCGCCCGCAUUAGGCGUGUGGCCGCUGGAAUCGGUACCUCUGCUAGUGUCGUUGUCGCCAUGGUGGAGCAGUGAAGAUGACAGGCAUGUG